CUCUUCUCUUUCAUCAAUAAACCAAGUAAGAUGUCGUCGGGCCAAACAAGAGUACCGCAGGUACGGAACCCUACACUUCCUUCGCAGACCACUCCAGAACAAAGAUACUGGAGGGGAUUCACCAACCCACAGUUGGUCAAGGAAAAUCAUCCAAUCACUCAUAUCCACUUCAACCCUGCAUCUCCUCACGAUUUUGCCGUGACUUCAUCCACUAGAAUUCAAGUGUUUUCAUCCAAGACUAGACAAGUUACUCGUACAUUUUCCAGAUUCAAGGAUACCGUUUACUCGGGUGAAUUUAGAUUUGAUGGUAAACUUCUUGUAGCAGCCGAUGCUUCUGGAUUAGUUUCUAUUUUCGAUACUUUCCAAUCAAGAAACUUACUUGUAAGUCUCAAUCCUUCUGGUCAUCCAACUCAUGUAGCUAAAUUCCAUCCUACCAUUGGUAAUCAACUUGCCACCGCUUCUGACGAUAGAACCCUCAGAUUGUACGAUAUUUCACAAACCACCAGUGGUCCUAUUGUUCAAUUCGGUGAUAACUAUCAUGGUGAUUACAUUCGUAGUGCAUGUUUUGUUCCUGGGAACCCCAAUUUGAUUUCCACUGGUUGUUAUGAUGGUAUAGUACGUGUUUUCGAUGCCAGAUCCACUCAACCACUUGUUGCUCUGUUCAGUCAUGAAGGUGCUCCACCAGUGGAAGAUGUCUUGGCCUUGUCUCCUACUACCCUUGUAAGUGGUGCUGGUGCUCAAGUUAAAGUUUGGGACUUGUCUCGUGGCUCUCAAAUCCAUGAAUUAAACAAUUUCACCAAGACUGUUACCACCUUACAUAACACUGGUGACCGUGGAUUACUUGUUGGUUCAUUGGAUGGUCAUGUUAAGAUCUUUGAUUCAAACUCAUCCAAUUGGGAUGUUAAAUUUGGCUGGAAGUUUGGUAGUGGGGGUGUCUUAAGUUGUGGUGUUUCACCAACUAAUCACAAGCAUUUUGUUACCGGGUUAACUUCUGGUUUACUUUCCAUCAGAACUAGAAAGACUGAACCUAAGGUUGCACAAGGUGUUAAGGGUCCAGCUAAGUCUGCUGCCUUUGCACGUAUGAUGAAGGGUGCUGAAUAUCUUGGAGAAGAAGAACAUCGUAUAAUUCAAACAUCAACUGCCACUCCACAAAAGAAACUUAAACAAUUCGAAAAACAUCUUAAUGCAUUCAGAUGGUCCGAUGCACUUGACAGUGCAUUUGCCACUGGCCUCCCAAAAGAACAAACCGUUACAGUUUUGAAUGAAUUGAAGAAACGUGGUAAGAUUAGAAUAUCACUCUAUGGAAGAGAUGAGAUCUCUCUCUUGCCAAUUUUACAAUGGUUCAUCAAGAACUUGGAAGAUGUACGUUCUAUCAACUUGAUCUGUGACUAUGUUGGUGUGAUACUUGAAAUGUAUGGUCUUUUGAUUGGAAAGAGCGUUGUUCUUGAAGAAGUAUUUGGAAAUUUACUUAAAAGAAUCAAUACUGAGGUGAAGAAGUGUAAAGAGGCAAAAGAAAUUGAGGGUAUGUUGGAGCUACUUAGUGUGUAGUUAUGUAUAAUAUAGGUAAGAAAUAGAACGAAAGAAGAAAUAAGAAUGAGAGUGUAAAGU
Molecule: messenger RNA, 1608 nt
Organism: [Candida] anglica
Lineage: Eukaryota; Fungi; Ascomycota; Pichiomycetes; Serinales; Debaryomycetaceae
Source: the annotation of a GenBank genome assembly